Messenger RNA from Vigna angularis (adzuki bean), 1829 nucleotides. Its product is annotated as vicianin hydrolase-like. Gene Ontology annotation, biological process: carbohydrate metabolic process. The record is from RefSeq and is a predicted model, not a curated record. The coding region runs from base 20 to 1633 and encodes 537 amino acids. Lineage: Eukaryota; Viridiplantae; Streptophyta; Magnoliopsida; Fabales; Fabaceae. Gene Ontology annotation, molecular function: beta-glucosidase activity. The transcript has 14 exons.
UUGAGAGAGCAUAGCAGAAAUGAGAAGUAACACUCUUUCUCUCCUUUGCCUUCUUUCUCUUGCUACCCUUUUGGGUGUUAAUGGCGCUGCAGCUGUAGCUCCAACUGUUGUGCCAAGACACGAUCUUUCAUCCUUCAACAAAACCCUUUUUCCUUCAACUUUUGUCUUUGGAAUCGGUUCUUCUGCUUAUCAGGCAGAAGGUGCAGCAAAUGUAGAUGGCAGAGGACCAUGUAUAUGGGAUACCUACACCCAACAGCACCCAGACAAAAUUUGGGAUCACAGCAGUGGUGAUGUGGGAGCUGAUUUUUAUCAUCGCUACAAGGAAGACAUAAAACUCGUGAAAGAAAUUGGGUUGGAUUCUUACAGAUUCUCCAUCUCUUGGACAAGAAUAUUUCCAAAGGGCAGGGACGUUGUUAACCCCUUGGGUGUUAAAUUCUACAACAACCUCAUCAAUGAGAUCCACGCAAACGGUUUAUUUCCUUUUGUCACUCUUUUUCAUUGGGACUUUCCACAAGCUCUUGAAGAUGAGUAUGGAGGAUUUAGAAGUCAUAAAGUAGUGGAGGAUUUUCGUAAAUAUGCUGACUUUUGCUUCAAGACUUUCGGAGAUCGAGUGAAACAUUGGGUGACUCUGAAUGAACCCUUAUCAUAUAGUCUGUUUGGUUAUGGCGGUGGAACCUUUGCACCAGGUAGAUGUUCUAAAUACGUUGGGAAUUGCAAUGCUGGUGACUCAGCCACUGAACCCUACAUCGUUGGUCACAACCUCUUACUUGCUCAUGAGUCUGCUGCCACCUUGUACAAGAGAAAAUACCAGGCUCGUCAAAAAGGAAAAAUUGGGAUCACCAUACCAACUCACUUCUUUCUGCCAAAAUCUAACACUGCUGCUGAUAACAAGGCUGCAAGCAGAGCUCUGGAUUUUUUCUUUGGUUGCCUGGACUCAAUUAUGGGACAAAGGCACGUUGAGAAUUCAACUUUGAGUCCAAAUCUUACCAUAAUAAAAAUAAGAAGGUAUGCUCAUCCGGUUACAUAUGGUGACUAUCCUGAAAGUAUGAGAUCUUCAGUGGGAGCUAGACUCCCUGCUUUCACAAAAGCCGAAUCAGAAGGCCUAAAAAAUUCCAUUGAUUUUCUUGGUGUGAAUUAUUACACCACAUAUUAUGCAGAACAUGCUGCACCAGUCACCACCAACAGGACCUUCUACACAGAUAUACUAGCUACUCUCACCACGGAAAGGAAUGGCCUAUUAGUUGGACCAAAGACUGAUCUGAAUUGGCUCUUUAUCUAUCCCAAGGGAAUUCAUCAUCUUAUGUUACACAUAAGGGACCAAUACAAAAAUCCAGAUGUUUACAUCACAGAAAAUGGAAUUGCUGAAUCAAGGAAUGACUCCAUACCAGUGGAUGAAGCACGCAAAGAUGCAAUAAGAAUUAGAUACCAUAAUGGCCAUCUCCAAUUCCUUCUUCAAGCCAUCAAAGACGGUGUUAAUGUGAAGGGUUACUAUGCAUGGUCAUUUUCUGACAGCUUUGAAUGGGAUGCUGGUUACACAGUUAGAUUUGGCCUCAUAUAUGUGGAUUACAAGAACAAUUUGAAAAGAUACCCCAAGUUCUCUGCUUUUUGGCUGAAAAAGUUCCUUCUCGGCUGAUCUAUUGUUUCUUUGACAUGUCUAGUGUUUUUCUUGUUUACACUUCUGUUGUGGGUAAUCAAGAAAUAGUUGUUAUCAAAUAAAUAGUGCAAUAGCAUGUCAAUGUAUUAUACCACCAGUUCAUAAGGGUGGCCGUGAGUUCUAGAGGUUCAUUGUGUGAGGAAAUUGCUAAUAAUAAUCCUAUCUCUUUUUAUAA